Molecule: messenger RNA, 2706 nt
Organism: Periophthalmus magnuspinnatus
Lineage: Eukaryota; Metazoa; Chordata; Actinopteri; Gobiiformes; Gobiidae
Gene: slc30a9
Product: solute carrier family 30 member 9
Exons: 17
Coding region: 35-1744 (569 amino acids)
Biological process (GO): zinc ion transport; transmembrane transport; positive regulation of transcription by RNA polymerase II
Cellular component (GO): nucleus; membrane
Molecular function (GO): monoatomic cation transmembrane transporter activity
Source: RefSeq, a predicted model, not a curated record
UUUCCAGCUAAGUAGGAACGCCGCACUUGUGAGGAUGUUUCCGAGCUUGGCACACAGGCCAUGGCAUGUGUUCUGUAGGGUCUCCUUGCACCACAGAUCAUCUCUGUCACACUGGAGCCCAAAGGUUGUUCAAUCAUGCUACGGUUGGCAAAGUGGAGGUAUACAUAGCUGGUGGCUCAGUCAUCCAGACUUCCGGGUUGCUUCUCUAGGACUGCACAAGAUUCAAUACUACUCUACCUCCGGGACAGGUAAAGAUGACCCUCCCAAAUCUGCAUCAGCGGAUAUCAAGGAGAAGGUGGUGGGAGAUUCUACAAAAUCAACAGAACCGUCUGCAUUGGGGAUCAAACCGGCUGAGCCAUAUCAAGUGAAAGUGCGGGCUGUUUUAAAGAAGAGGGAUUAUGGGGCCAAAUAUACCCAGAACAACUUUAUUACAGCAGUAAGAGCCAUGAAUGAGUUCUGUCUGAAACCGAGUGACUUAGAACAAUUAAGAAAGAUUAGACGGAGAAGUCCCCAUGAUGAUACAGAGGCUUUCACAGUUUUUCUGCGGUCUGAUGUGGAGGCAAAAGCACUAGAUGUCUGGGGGAGUCUUGAAGCUUUGGCAAGAGAGAGAAAUCUUAGGAAAGAAGUGGAGAGAGAGUAUCAAGAAAAUAUUUUUCGCAAUCAACAGUUGUUGAAAGAAUACAAGGACUUUUGGGGAAACACCAAGCCUCGAUCUGGCCAGAGGACCCCCUUCCUACAAGGCCCAGGGAAAGUUGUAAUGGUUGCCAUUUGCAUAAACGGGUUGAAUUUCUUCUUCAAACUCUUGGCUUGGGUCUACACUGGGUCAGCAAGUAUGUUCUCAGAAGCCAUCCACUCUUUGGCUGACACCUGCAACCAAGCUCUGUUAGCACUUGGAAUAAGCCAGUCUGUUCGCAACCCAGAUGCUGUUCACCCGUAUGGCUUCUCCAACAUGCGUUACAUCGCUUCUCUCAUCAGUGGUGUUGGAAUAUUUAUGAUGGGAGCAGGUCUCUCCUGGUACCAUGGCAUCAUGGGGUUGUUGCACCCAGAACCUAUUGAAUCAUUAUUAUGGGCCUACUGUAUUCUUGCUGGUUCUCUGGUUUCAGAAGGAGCAACCUUACUUGUUGCUGUCAAUGAAAUCAGGAGAAGUGCACAUCAGCAAGGGGUGACUUUUUUUGAUUAUGUUAUGCAGAGUCGUGACCCCAGCACAAAUGUGGUUCUGCUGGAGGAUGCUGCUGCUGUACUUGGGGUCAUUCUGGCAGCUGGAAGCAUGGGACUGACCUCUCUUACAGGUAACCCCACAUAUGAUAGUUUGGGCUCUCUGGGUGUUGGCACGUUGUUGAGCGCUGUGUCAGCAUUUCUCAUCUACACAAACACUGAAGCUCUGCUGGGACGUUCCAUACAGCCUGAGCGUUUACAAAAGCUUACAGAGUUCUUAGAAAGUGACCCCGCAGUAAGAGGAAUCCAUGAUGUGAAGGCCACAGAUAUAGGGUUGAGUAAAGUGCGCUUUAAGGCCGAGGUGGACUUUGAUGGCCGUGUGGUUACUCGGUCAUAUUUGGAAAAACAAGACAUUGACCAAAUACUCAAUGAUAUUCAACAGGUGAAGACUACAGAGGAGCUUGAAAACUUCAUGUUGAAACAUGGUGAGAACAUCAUUGACACAUUAGGAGCAGAAGUGGACCGUCUGGAGAAAGAACUCAAGCAACGUAACCCUGAGGUCCGUCAUGUAGACUUAGAAAUUCUAUGAAAUUUGUGGACGUUCUCACUGCUGAAGACAUUUAGAAACAAAACAGAAGAAAUUGACAAAGAUGUGGAGUGUCAACCCUGUGCAAUCUUCCAUCUUGGUCCAUCAAAUAACACUAUAGAGUCAUCAAAUCUAGAGUGAAAACUGAUUGUGUUGCUUUGUCUCCCUGCUUCAUGAAGUUAAUGUAUUUUGACUAGACUUGUUGCUUAGUCUGUUGAUGAGUUCUUGAAGUCACAAAGCAUAUACAGUCCUGUGAGUUCUGUCUCACAGAGAGUAUAUGCAUUUGAAGGUUCAAUGAUACAGUUAGUGUCAGUUUACAUCCAUACUCCAUUGUUUUUUAUAAAGGAGCCACUCAAAUAGUGGUGCCCUGUUUCUAGUAAAGAAACAUAUUUAUUCACAUAGUUUUAUUAUAUUAAGGCAAUAAUAGCCUCUUAAAUUAAGCGUUUUUUAUUAUGAACACACCUGGCCUGAUGUCAUUUAACAAGCUUAAAAAAAUAUUGCUACAGUGAGACCAAUAGCAAGUCUGAUUUCUAAUAAUUAAUUGAAACUGAAACUAUUGGACAUUUUAAGCACAGUCCUUGGCAAAUCAACAACCAACAGCAACCCAUUUUUUCACUUCUUAGUUGGCAGCUUGGCAGCAGAUGACUGUAUUAUCCCAAAGAUGAGGAGACUAGUAUUAAUAUGAGAACCUUCAACAUAAAACAACUAAUCAGUAGGAAAAAAAAUAUGCUUCUGUUGUUAAAUCUAUACAUUUUCCCAAGUCCCUUUUAGGAUUGGGUUGCUUGUCUUUACCCUCAACCACAGAGUGAAAUGACUGGAAUUGAAAUCUUUAUUCAUGAGGAAGACCAACAUUUCAUCUGUAGACAAACAUCGUGUUAAUAAUGUAAUAUGUUUCCAUGCUUAUUGUGUUGCUGAAGAAGUUGGAUUAAAAUUUGAAUAAUUUAAUAAAUUAUUUUGCCAUUUCA